Molecule: messenger RNA, 2438 nt
Organism: Oncorhynchus tshawytscha (Chinook salmon)
Lineage: Eukaryota; Metazoa; Chordata; Actinopteri; Salmoniformes; Salmonidae
Product: follistatin-related protein 3
Exons: 5
Coding region: 240-986 (248 amino acids)
Biological process (GO): multicellular organism development; negative regulation of activin receptor signaling pathway; cell differentiation
Molecular function (GO): activin binding; protein binding
Source: RefSeq, a predicted model, not a curated record
GCAUUAUAACUGGCUGAGAGCAUCGCCCAUCCCAGCAGCAUAAUUUCGUCUGGGCUAAAUAUUUAUAUAGAGGGGAACGACCUUCAUUUACAACACAUUCAUUCACGUGAGAGAACUCUGCGAACUUCUCCAUUGCCAAGUUAACAUUAUUUGAAAACGUUUGGAAAAGAACAAACAGACAUUUUGAAAGUUUUGACCAAAGUUUUAUUUGACAAUUAUUAUAAUAUUUUAUUAUCACCAUGGGCUUUUUGAUUGCUCUUUUCGGUGUGACAGUUGCUUUGAGUCAAAUGUUCGGAAGAUAUACUGUAAAUGCGGGGAUGUGUUGGCUGCAGCAGAGCCAAGAGCAGCGCUGUGACAUGGUGCUGAUGCGUGGGGUCAGCAGGGAGGAAUGCUGCUCCGGGGGCCGUCUGGACACGGCCUGGUCCAACACUAGUCUGCCUAUCAAUGAGGUCAGCCUACUGGGCUUCCUGGGAAUCGUGUCCUGCAAACCCUGCAAAGAGACCUGUGAUGGUGUGAACUGCGGCCCAGGGAAGGUGUGUACGUUGAAGGCUGGACGUCCUCAGUGUGCGUGCUCUCCCGACUGCACUAACAUCUCCAAAAAGCAUGCUGUGUGUGGCAGCGAUGGGAACUCCUAUCGUGACGAGUGUGUCCUCCUGAUGGCCCGCUGUAAGGGACACCCUGAUCUGGAGGUCAUGUACCAGGGAGAAUGCAAAAAGUCUUGCUCCAAUGUGGUGUGCCCAGGUACCCACACCUGUGUGACAGAUCAGACUAACAGUGCCCACUGUGUCAUGUGCCGCACAACCCCCUGCCCAAUACCGCUGAAGUCCGAGAUGCCUAUCUGUGGCAACGACAACAUCACCUACCCCAGCUCCUGCCACCUCCGUAGAGCCACCUGCUUCCUGGGGCGCUCCAUUGGAGUGCGUCACUAUGGCAACUGCACUAGUAAAUCCCCUUCACCGUUCCUGAUCUGUCAACACAUAGCCUAAGUGUUCCAAGAAACACCCUGGCUUUGGAGGGCAGUGAGGAGAAUUCACUCUAAAGGGACAGUUCUUGUGUGGUCCAACUGGUACUUCAGUCCACCUGGCACUAGACUUAGCUUAGUCCACCCGGUACGAAGAUUUCCAAGAGAUCACCUUCGAUAGGUGAACCAACAUUGUCCCGAUGUUCACUCACCAAGUUCUGAUUUAUGUUGACUACUUUUUUUACAAUCACUUAUCCCCUCCAUCCCUACCCCCUGUACAUAGAACAAUGAUACAUUUGAUAUGAGGGAACCCGUUGGAAGUAGCAGUUUGUUCUUCCAAAAGGAAACCAAUACUGUAUUUGAUGAUGCAUGCAAUGUAUGUUAAAUAGGAUGAUUUGCUCAUGAAACUGUGGAGAAAUAUGUAGGGGGCUUUAAGUAUUGGAAAAUAUGUGUAUAUUGUAAGUAAAUACUGCUACUAUUUAUUGAAAAAGGUAUCAAAUCUGUUCUAUUUAUGUUUUGACCCUGUAUACAAAUCCAUAUAUCAAUAGGUCAGCUGUAUUUAUUGUAUUUUGUUUUAAGGUACAUUCUUUUAUUUUGGCAAGUUAUUUUUAUUUUUUGUGUAUUUUUCAUAUUCCUAAAUAAAGUGCUUUGUCCCCUUAAAAGCAGCAUGACAAAAAAAACUCAAUUUGUUUGGAUACUGGAUAUCACAUUUAGAGGAUGACAAUAUAUUUUGUUUCAAUUCACUCCAAGCAAAACAGGGUAACUGCUGUUUGUUUGGAGGUGAUGAGAGACUUAGCCAAAACAAAAGUGCACAGUAUGUCUCCUCUAACUCUGCUUGCACAGAGUAUGAAACUGUUUAUGCUGGAGCCCAAUAAAAUGUAUAAGCCUCCCACUGAUCACUCAAAUGAACAGUUUAGUUCAGUGUGCAGCCAUUUUAUUAGACUGUUGGUUCAACCCCAAGCCUUUACAAUACCUCCACUGUUGAAGUCUUGGCUUUGUUUAUUUUGUAUGUUUGUGGGUAGUAUGAGACCAAUAUAAUGCCAUUCAGGUUGUUGAAUACACUGUAUUAUAGUGUAACUGCAAAAUCUGACAAAUGUUGUUAGCCUUAUCAAAUUGAAAACAUGAUAAUGCCAAAUUACAUUAAUUUACUCAAAGUUAACUCACAGCCGAAUGUAUCUGUUCAACGUUUAAGUACUAGUGGCUAUUUGAACCAAAUGGGCAGAUAGCUAUUUGCAAAUAGCUAUUGGUUAUUGUGAUAUGAAUGAAUAGUGCUGCCCACCCAUUUAUUCUAGAUGAUAUAAUAGAUUUUUAAUUAAAACUAAAACUGUUUUUGAACAAUUUACACUAGUUUCUUGUAAAUAGAACUCAAUUUCAUGUACCUGUGUUCCUACUGUGAAAUUUGAAUGACAAAUGUAUCUACUUAUUUUUGUAUUUUUGUACUGCCAUUUUAUCUCAACAUAAACUAUAGUAUUUGUCA